Vespula vulgaris is the source of this 16762-nucleotide messenger RNA. Its product is annotated as Krueppel-like factor 6. Bases 2013 to 3149 code for a protein of 378 amino acids. Lineage: Eukaryota; Metazoa; Arthropoda; Insecta; Hymenoptera; Vespidae. Gene Ontology annotation, molecular function: DNA-binding transcription factor activity, RNA polymerase II-specific; RNA polymerase II cis-regulatory region sequence-specific DNA binding. The record is from RefSeq and is a predicted model, not a curated record. The transcript is spliced from 6 exons. Gene Ontology annotation, biological process: regulation of transcription by RNA polymerase II.
ACGUCAGUCACUCUUCGGCGCUCGCGCGGAAGGGUUUGUACGGUUUGCCGCCGCUCGGGUUUUCACGUCGGUCCCUAGCGGAGUAGUGUGUGUCGAGAGCGCAAAGAAUACAUAUAUCUCUCUGAUGCAGCGCGUUUCUUCUUCCUCCAAAGCCGUCCCCGGCGUCCUCGGCUGCCGUCUCUUUUGAUCUCUCGCGCGGUCGAUCGAGCUCGGUUUUCGCGUCGAGGAAGGAAAGUGAUAUACGUAUAUACACACACAUAUAUACAUAUAUACAUAUAUAUAUAUUUACAUCUCUCUCGACAUAUAUAUAUAUAUACAUACAUACACGAAAUAAGAGAAAAAGAAAAAAUAUAUAUAUAUAUCUACCUACGAUCUGCGAUCAUCAAUAAACGUAUAUAUGUAAAUAUAUACGCGCGAACGCACGCGGAAUUCGGAAAAGCCGGCUUUUCAGAGAGGUAGUGGGGGUAGACGCGAUCCGCGCGUGUCUCCCAGUGUAUGACGUUUACGAGAACGUCGUGAGAGAAGGUGGGGGAGAUAUUAUUUAAAAGGAUUAAAAGGAAAAUAAGAAGAAAGGGAAUCUUCUGUCUUUUCUAUCUCUUUUUUUUUUUGGUGUGAAAACAAUAACAAAGUCGUUGACUUCGUCGUCAUCGUCAUCACGAGGAUCGAACGACACAGAUUUUUCAUCGUUGUGACAAGGGACGAAGAAGAACGAGCACGGCUACGCUCCUAACCGUCGCCGGCAUUUUGACGUUUGUUUCUACGGUGUCCUACUCCUGUUUUCUCCCUCUCUCUCUCUCUUUUUCUCUCACUCUCUUCCUUUUUCAUUAUCAUCAUCAUCAUCAUCAUCGUCGUCGUCAUCAUCAUUAUUAUUAUUAUUAUUAUUUCGUCAAAUUUUUUCGGUUGACUGUUACGAGAAGAAAAUACAAUACUCUCUCUCUGUCUGUCUGUCCGUCUAUCUGUCCGUCUAUCUGUCUGUCUGUCUGUCUGUCUGUCCCUGUUCUCUGCUCUCUGAUUGAUACGAGCCAGGGGCACACUUCUCGUCGCUCGUAUGAUGGAUACUGGCGCGAGUGACUCGUGUACGCGACGCCACUCGAAGCAGACAGAGCGUCGUCGUCGCGUCGUCGCACAGUGAAGUUUGCCCGCGCGUUCUAUCUCUUUCCAACAUCCUUAUACAUUUCUUUCUUUCUUUCUUUCUCUCUCUCUCUCUCUCUCUCUCGUUCUUUCUUUCAGUCUAUCUCUAUCCUUCUACCCCUAUUUUAUCAUCCUUUUCUAAAAGAAGAGUGCCACGCGUGAGGAAGUGUGUCCGCAUCGAAUAAAUCGUACUCUUGCUGCUCGUGGGAGUAUCGAUCGAAAAGGUAGAGAAGUGGAGGAGCAAGAGGAAGAAGAAGGAGAAGACAAGAAAUAGAAGAAGACGAAAAAGGAAGGAAAAGAAGAAGAAGAAGAAGAGGAAGAAGCAAGCAGGAAGAAGGAUCAUCAGUACGGGUGUUGUUUCUUCUUCGAUGUUACGCGCACGUGUGCGUGCCGAAACGUGCCGUUCCUAAUAACGUGUAGUAGUAGUUGUUGGUUCGUCUAAAAAGAAAUAUAUAUACAUAUAUAUCUACAUAUAUAAAUAUAUAUCUAUAUAUAUAUACGUGCGCGUGAUAAAAAUCGCGAUUACUCGUGCGACGAUCAGUGAUCGAGCGUCAAGUUUUAGUUGUUGUGCGUCGUAUAUAAUCGUCGUCAUCGUCGUCAUCGUCGUCGUUAUCAUCGUCAUCGUCGUCGUUAUUUCUCGCAGCUAUUAGCUCUAGUCUACAAAAUCCUUCCUUUUACUUUUCUCAGUGUCAUUAUCUAUCUAUCUAUCUAUCUAUCUAUCUAUCUCUUUCUCUCUCUCUUUCAUUCUUUUUUUCUAUCUCCAUUGUUAUCUCCAUGUUCACCGUUGUGAUCGUCCACGAAACUUAAGCAAACUUGUUCUUCGAAGAACGACGAAUAAGAAAGAAAGAGAAAUAAAGUCAACACAACGACGUCACGUAACCAUGGAUAUCCUGCCGAGCGGGAACAUAUUUAGGGAGUUGCAGGACAUACAUGAUACUGGAUACUUUUCGGCCCAGCCGUCGCUCGAGGAUCACUGGCAACAGACAUGCUACGAGAUGGAGAGGUACCUGAAGGACGAGCCGAAGCUACAAUCGUACAAAAAGUUGCCCACGGAAUUGGACACAGCACCCUGGAAUCUUUUCAGGGCGCCACCUAUUUCGUGGACGGCAACCACUGGCACCGCCAACUCACAAUUUGAGUCCCCAAUCAAAAUGGAGGUAACGACGUCGUCAGACGACAGAGAGACGCUUUGUCUGGAGGACAUCAAAUUUGGACCUGGCGAUCACAACCACAAUGGCCGUGAUAGGGAUCUCCUCGAUCGACACCUCGACUCUUUAUCGAUGUCAUCGGCUAGUUCAGCGUGUUCGGCGUUAUCUUGGGAUAGCUCACCCUCCCUCUCGUGUACGACGCUUAUUCUUAAAAAGGAACCGAGCGAAGACCUCGAGGAGGAUGAGGAACACGAGGAGAUCGAGGAAGAGGAGGACAGCGGGUGUGAGAGCGAAGGUCAGAUCCUGACACCGCCGUCGAGUCCAGGCUCGGGUCAAGGUCAUUCCAACUCCAGUCACUCGUCGAGCGGUAGUUCGAUGCUCGACGUGCACAACCUCAACCUUCAUGGAACGGGCGGUAGGAGUGCAAUCGUCAGGGUUACCACCAGCAACGCGCAGGGCGUCGCGAGACUAAUCUCCAUGACGGCAAAUGGCUUCUCAGCGGUCGCGAGCACACAGCACGCGCAUACAGGCGCGAGUGCAUCAGCGAGCACGGUAUCCAAUAGGCAUCAUGCGAGGAGCCACGAGCACAGCCCACCCGACACGAAACGCAGGAUACACAAAUGCCAAUUUCCGGGAUGCAAAAAGGUUUAUACCAAGAGUUCGCAUCUUAAAGCCCAUCAGAGGACACAUACGGGUGAGAAGCCGUACAAGUGCAGCUGGGAAGGAUGCGAAUGGCGAUUUGCUCGUUCGGACGAGCUAACGCGUCACUAUCGCAAGCACACCGGAGCGAAGCCGUUCAAAUGUCGGCAUUGCGACCGAUGCUUUUCCCGCAGUGAUCACCUCGCGCUCCACAUGAAGAGACACGUAUAAUCCAUCGUCUCACCGAGCGGUCCUCGAAGCCGCGCGGAAUGGCGACGGUCCACCGAGAGAAACGGCGAUAGAAAAAGCGAAAAUAAGGAAAGGAAGAAUAAGAAGAAGAAGAAGAAAAAAAAGAAGAAGAAGAAGAAGAGGAAGAAGAAGAAGAAGAUUAAGAAGAGGAAAAAGAAGAGUAAGAGGAAGAAGAAAAAAAAAGAAAAAAGGAAGAGGAAAAAGAAAAAGAGAAGGGAAAGAUGGACGAACAAAAAUGACGUCGUCGAACGUGGCAAAAUGGAGAGAUCGGAGACGACGAUGACGAUUCGUUGUCGUCAUCGCCGUCAUCGUCGUUGCCAUCGACGUUAUUUCCAACGAAGAGAAUGAGGAGGAGGAGGAGGAAGAAGAGGAGGAUGAGAGAAUGAUGAUGAUGAUGAUGAUGAUGAUAAUGAUGAUGAUGAUGAUGAUAAUGAUGAUGAUGAUGAUGAUGAUGAUGAUGAUGAUGAUGAUAAUGAUGAUAAUGAUGAUGAUGAUGAUGAUGAUGAUGAUGAUGAUGAUGAUGAAUGAGAAGGAGGAGUAGAAGGAGAAAGAGAAGGAGGAGGAGGAGGAGGAGGAGGAGGAGGAGGAAGAUCCUCUUAAGUUUUGUCGCCUCCUAUCGAGAAUCCACGUUUGUAUUAGAGUUAACAGAGUUAACAGAAUUAAGAGAGUAACAGAGUAAGAGAGUAAAAGAGUAAGAGAGAGAAAGAGUGAAAGAAAGUUCGUGUGUGUGUAUGCGUGCGUGUGUGCGUGCGUGCGUGAGUGCGUGUGUCUGUGUGUUCGCCUUUCGACUUGCAACGAGAGCGAAUCGAACAGCUCGCUUGAAGUUAACGACGAAGAAGAUUGUUCUUUCGAGAACGUUUCAUUAUACGACAACGCCGUUAGGAUAUUAACGAUUAGACGACGUUGUCCUCUACCUACCUUCCUCUGAAUAAAUGGCCGCAACGACGAAGAAGAUAUCCAUCUGUCUGUCCUUCUCGGAGAUCAUUCGUCAAAUCUUUUGAUACGGCGAUAAGGUGUCUCGAAGAGUAACGAGAUCUCAAAUUCGAGAAUAUUUCACUUCGUAUAUAAAGUGUUAGAUGAUCCUUCCUAUCAUUAAAGCAAGAUAGAUAGAAGAAGGAGAUAUGUCGAGGGUAGAUCGACGGUCGAGAAAUAAUCAUCGAAUGAAGAAGAAACUUUUGUAGAAGAAGAAGAAGAAGAAGAAGAGAAAAAAAAGAAGAAGAAAUUUCUUAGAAGACGUACGUUUCUUCCCGAACAAAGAUCGCACGAUGAUCUUCGGCCUGAGACCGUCAAUCACUGCCAAUUAAUUACGUUCUAAAAUCCACGCGACCGUCGAUCGUGGAAUGAGAAAGACAGGAAGGAAGGAAGGAAGGAAAGAAGAAAUGAAACAAAAGGUAGGAAGGAAGAAAAGAAACGUGAAUGGAAGAGAUCUUGAUUUAAAAAAAAAAGAGAGAGAGAGAAAAAGAGUGAAAAACGAGACAUUUACUAUUCUUAAAUAAAAGCGUCUUGUGUAAGAUGGACCGUCUGCCUCUUGCAAAACGAUCGAAUUCAAUGUGUGUGUGUGUGUGUGUGUAUAUAUAUAUAUGUAUAUAUAUAUGUAUACAUGCAUAUAUGUACAUAUAUAUAUGUAUGUAUUUACGUAUUGUAAUCGCGUAAUUUCUCUAACUCAACUACGAUGCAGAUCAGCCGUCUGUCUAUCGAUCGAUCGAUAUCCUACGAAUUUAUUUCUAUUAAACAAUAGAAUCCACGUAAGUAAGUAAUUAGAUCGUCCAACGCGCGAAGACGUUCUCUCGCUAAAAGAAGAAGGACAAUAAAAUUGCAGUCUGCUCUGGUGCCAAACGUUAUUUCCUUUGAACUUCUCAUUUUUUCGCCGUGAAGAAUUAACAAAUAAAAAAAAAACAAAACAAAAAAGAAAUAAAUAAAGAAGAAGAUGAAGGAGAGGAAGAAAAAGAAAAAAAAGAAAAUACGAAGAAAAAGAAAAAAAAAUUAAUAAAUAAUAAAAAUAAAAAUAAACGAACGUCGUAGAGACGAUGAGCGCCUUCGCGCGUCGACGCUUUGCAAUAUAUCGAACGAUCCAAAGGGCUACAUAUAUAUAUAUAUAUAUAUAUAUGUGUGUGUAUAUAAAUAUAUAAAUAUAUAUAUAUAUACAUAUAUAUAUAUAUAUAUUAUAUUUGUGUAUGUGUACGCAUGCGCGAGAAAGAGAGACAGAAAAUUACAGGGAGAAAGGAGAGAGAGAGAGAAAGAGAGAGCGAGCGAGCGAGCGAGCGAGAGAGAGAGAGUGAGAGGCGAAGGGAGGAGACAAAUACGAAGCUGCCCGGUAAUCGAAUACGUGAUUUCUACCAGUUUUCGACGAAACCAAAGUUUACCGCGCGGCUAAUCCCGAAUUAACAAUGCAAAUUAUAACGCGAACCUUCGUUGCAAACCCUCCCUCCCUCCGCGUUCUCCUCUAUACUAUCCUACGGGAUUUCCCGGGUAUUCCCGACAUAUUUUAGAUAGAUAAAGCGAAAGUUUUCGGAGAUUCGACCGUUCGAGCGGCUGAUUUUUAAACGUGAGAAAAAAAGAACGACGAUUAUUUACAAUAAUUCGUGUCAUAAAAUAUCUUCCCUUUCUCCUUCGAUUAAUUUUCCUAUUCCUUUCAUCUUUUAACUGUUUUUCUUUUUUCUCUUUUCUUUUUCUUUCUUUUACUUCUUUCUUUUUUUUUAUUUUUUAAUUUUUCUGUUCAUUUCAUCGUUUUAUCAGUGUGACAGACUACUAUAGACUCGUCGUUCUCUCCUUACGAAUAGCUUGAGAGAAAAAUUCGUUCGGUGGGAGAGCGACAUGCGUUUUUACGAGAAUAAAACUUUGUACUUUUGUACGAUGGCUUUUUUAAAAAAAAAAGAAAGAAAGAAAGAGAGAAAGAAAGAGAGAGAGAGAGAGAGAGAGAGAGAGAGAGAGAGAGAGUGAAAGAGGGAGGGAGGGAAGGACGGUCGAGAUAAUUUUGAAAGAUCAGGUCGGGUCGUCGAUAGUUGCGCACGAAGGAAGGUUUUAUUCGACGAGACGAGAAACAACACUCAUCAGAAGCAUAUAGCAGAAAUAAGUAAUAUAUUUUUUAAUAUUCUCAUCCUAUUCAUAACGAAUAAAGAAGCAGUGCAGGCGUAUAAUAUUUAAGAAAGAACGAUAUACGAGCAGUAUUCCGCACAAAAGAUAUAAUAAAAUAAAGGUAAAAUAAAAUGAUGCAAAAGGGAAAUAAUAAUAGUAAUAAUAAUAAUAAUAAAUAAUAAAUAAUAAUAAUAAAUAAUAAUAAUACUAAUAAUAAUAAUACUAAUAAUAAUAAUAAUAAUAAUAAUAAUAAUAAUAAUAUUCAAAGAAAGAAGCAAGAAACAAGAAGAAGAAGAACAAGAACAAGAAGAACAAGAAGAAAUAAAGAAAUAUAUAUGUGUACCGUCGAAUCUUUCUUACUUUACGUCUCGGAACUUUUAAUACCGCGAAUAUUUCCUUCUUUGGUGCGCACUGAAAUAGGCAGACGGUCGUCUACGUUUCCGUGUUCCUCUCGCGUAAACGAAGAACGAGAUUGAAAGAAAUAGAAAAAAUAAGAUCGAAGAAAAGAAAAUGAAAUGAUAUAUAUAUAUAUAUAUAUAUAUAUAUAUAUAUGUAUAUGUAUGUAUGUAUAUAUAGGAAGGAAACGCGGAACGUAGGAAAUUUCAAUGUUCGAUCGUGAUUCGAAGCAAGGCGAAAAUUCGAAGAUCGUCCAACGAAUUUAAUUCCACGUGAUCGUCCAUGAUCGAGGCAGAGGACGAUCGUGACAAAAUAUUUAAAAAAACAAAAAAACAAAAAAAAAAGAAAAAAAAACGGAAAAAAGUAAACGAAGCAAAGCACGAGUUGCUUGAUAGAGAGAAAGUCGAGUCUGUUAAAAGUUUAAAUAAAAUCAUAGAUCGGGGAUGUGUGCCCUCUCAUUAUAGAUAAGAAAGAAAGGUUUGUAGAAGAGAGAGAGAGAAAGAGAGAGAGAGAGAGAGAGAGAGAAAGAGGGUUGCAGCUCAAUAGAAAGAGAGAGAGAGAGAGAGAAACGAAUUUCCUUGAAGACUAGAAAAAAAAAGAAAGAAAAUAAAUCUUACCUGAAGCAGAGUGGCCGAAGAGUAUCGAGUCGAGAGGUGGCGAAAUAAAACGAAGAUAAACUAAAUUUUAAAUGUUCAGUGGCCAAAUAAAUUAAUUGAUACGCACGUAGAACGUAAUACGAUACCGUACCUAUUAAGUAAGCCUGACUGACGUGUGCGUGUGCGUGUAUGCGUGUUUCCUGUGUAUGAUCGACAGUACGAGUGUUUACAAAAAGUGAGACAGAAUGUAAGUACGUAAGUAUGUGGGUUUCGAAAAAAAAAAAAAGAAAAAAACACGCGAGUCUCGUGAGUAUUUGUUUUAAAAAAAGUAAUGAAGCAAAAAGAGAGGAGAGAAAGAGAGGGAAGAAGGGGGAGAGAGAGAGAGAGAAAGAAAGAGUGUGUGAGUGAGAGAGUGAAAGAGAAAGAGAAAAAGAGAGAGAGAAAGAGAGAAAGAGAGAGAGAGAGAGAACGAGAAAUCGUCGGAAGAAAAACCAAGCAAAAUACUAAGUUUGUAUAUCGUGCAAUUUUUUCAGUGUUUCAUUAUUUGUUACCAUGUUCACGAUUAAUUAUAAAUAAAUAAAUAAAUAAAUAAAUAAAUAAAUAAAUAAAUAAAUAAAUAUAUAUAUAUAAAUAUAUAUAUAUAUGUAGCAUUUACAAGUUUAAGAUAAAAAAGGGAUAUACGAAGCCAGAUGUCUUUUUGAUAGCCAUAUUGAGAUAUCGUGGUUGUCGUCACGUCGCGACGCCCCCACCCCUCGUUUUUUCGGCAGACGAGACGAAAACGAAAGUACGAAGUGUAUGCUCGUCAUUCUGGAACUGAAUGUAUGUAUGGAAUAGUAGAAAAUGUGUAUGUAUGAGAGAUCAACUUAAAGAGAGAAUAACAGAUAAAAUAAAAGAGUGUGUAUGUAUGUGAAAGAGAGAGAGAGAGAGAGAGAGAGAGAGAGAGAGAGAGAGAGAGAGAACGAUUGAGAAUAUGAGAGAAUGAUAAAGAAAGAGAAAGAGAGAAAAGAAAGUGCCGUGAGGGACGGUGAAAAGACAAGCAACGACGUCUUUUUUAAAGUCGCACGGUCCUCGUUUAGCUUAUUUACGCGCGCGCGCUAAUUUUUAUAAAUACCGAUCACUGACAUCGAGAGAGUAAAGCGACGGACGAUAAUCGGCGCAUACUAUUUAAAAGUAUCGAGAGUUAAGAGAAUGUUAGAGCCGUUUCGAGGUUAUCAUCGAACCAUCGCAACGACUCGAUGGAGUCUCACUCCACCACCCUUCCCUUCCCUUCACCCACACCCUUCCACCUAUUUCCACCCCUGCUGCUCCCACAACUCCAUCAGCUCUUUCGGUCCUCUUCUCCCAUCCCAUUCUAUUCUCCUGCGUCCCAUCCCUUAUUGUAGAUAUAGUAUAUUGUAAUAUAAAGCGAACUACGCGACGAGAUCGGUUCGCUUUAACAAGGGAAAUAUAGGUGAAGAUGACAUACGUGUAAUUACGUAGCUAACGAAAGAGCGCGGAAAGUUUGAAUAAUAAAAGUAGUUAGAGGUUUACAUAGAUAGAUGGAUAGCUACGACGUUAGAUAGGCACUUAGAUAGGCGGAUAAAUAGAUCGGGAUGGUGAGGAUGUAAGAAGAAAAAAAAAAAGAAAUAAGAAAUAAAGAAAGAAAGAAGAUAGAAUGUUCGUGUGAAUGCAUGCGCGAGAUAACGAGAGAUAAGUUUGAAUGUGGAUAACGAUGAAUUUAGAACAAGAGAGAGCGCGAGAGAGAAAGAGAGGCAGAGUGAGCGUAUGAGAGAAGAGAGAGAGAGAGAGAGAGAGAGAGAGAAAGAUAAAUAGAUGGUUAUAGAUAGAUAGAGAUAUAAGUACCUAAGGAGAAUCUAAGGAAGCGUAGGAGAAGUCGUAUCGUUGUACGAGGUAUGAAUAAUCGAACAUAAAUGUUUUACGAUACUCGCGUACAAUAAGAUCAAGAGAAUUACAAAAACUCCAAAAAUAACAAAAAAAUAAACUCUUCAACAAGUAAAAUGAUUAAAAUGAUAAAAAAAAAAGCAUAAACGUUAUAAAAGUCUAGAUGGUUAAAGGAGACGAGAGUAAAACUUUCACAAACACAUAAACACAUACACACACGCACACGUACGAUCCUAAUUGUAUUAUUAUCGUGGUCUAAGGUAUUUUCAGUCAUGUUGCAUAGUAACUGUAAAUUACGAGCCGUGAAUAGCGGAGUUGCGAUAGAUGGGUGAGAAGGGGAGGGAGAGAGAAAGAGAGAAAGAGAGAGUGAGAGAGAAUCAAGCACAGUUAUAGCGGUGCUCCGCUCGUGAGAAGGACAGUUUUACGUAUGAAAGAGGAAGACAACAAAUAAAAACAAGAAAGAAAAGAGAUAAAAGAAUUACAUUUUUUUUUCUAAAUCCAAUCUCUUGACAUCCGGCAAAACGAGAGAUACUAUUACCAUUACCUCUUUGAUACGAAAGCAAAAGUUGAGUUUAGAAAAAAAAUUAAAAAAAAAUAAAAAAAUAAAAGGGAAAAAAUAAAAGGAGAGAAAAAGAAACAUUCGAAAAUUCGAAUAAAAAUUCCUACACACGAGCGAAACGAAUAGAGAAAAGGUGUAUAUAUAUAUAUAUAUAUAUAUAUAUAUAUAUAUAUAUUGCUCUUAAAAAUUAUUACCAACAAAAUAAAACAAACAAGUAUUAAUUAAAUCGUCAUUGGAUAUGUACAAUACAUGACGGCAAUCGUCGAUCGUUGCUUAUUCUUCGACCAAUUAAUUUUUCUCGUGCGCGCUCGAGUGCGGGUUUUCGAAAAAGCAUUUUGCCCCGUUCGAUUUGCCGCCGUGUAUUGUUCAAAAUUCAAAUACUACAACCGAACUGAUAAAGGUAAUGUUAUUUUUAGGAAUGCUCAUCGUUAGAAAAGAUUUAAAUAAAUUGAGAGGGCGAGAAAUAGAGAGAGAGAGAGAGAGAGAGAAUAAGAGAAUAUGGUAUUACUAGAGAUAGGAUAUGAUUAUUGCGAAGUGAGAGUCAAUGAGAUUAGAGUGAAAGAAAAAAAGAGACAGGUGUAGUCGAAAGAUUGUGAGAAUGAAUGACAGAGAGAGAGAGAGAGAAAGAGAGAGAGAGAAUGUGUGUGAUAUGAGAGAAAGAAAGUAAAGAAGAAAGAAUGAAAGAAAGAAAGAAAGAAAGAAUGAAUGAAAGAAUGAAACGAAAGAUAAAUGAAAAGGGGUGGAAGACAAAAAUGAGAUACCUAUAUUUUUAAAAAGUGACCUUUGGCAUUUAAAGACUUGUAAAAAAAAAAUUGUGCAACGAGUUAAAUAAAGCAAAACAAAAAGAUAAACAAAAGAAACAAAACGAAGAAAAUAAAAACAAUAAUAAAAAAAAAAGGAAAAAAAACAGGAAAAAGAAAAUAAAAAACAAAGAUAGAAAGGAAAAAAAAGAUGCAAAUCGGGGCGCGUAAACGUAAUCGAGAGAGGCGUCCGUCCUUUAUCGUGUCUCGAGGAGGGUAAAUAAUCGUGUUAUUUACGUGCGGUAGCGCAGCGUUAUGGGGUGGGAGGAGGGGACAAGAGUGGUAAGAUAAGAUAAGAAAGAAGUGAGAAAAAGAGACGUACAGUGAAAACUGAGAAUGAAAAAGAAAGAAAGAAAGAAAAAGAAAAGAAAGAAAUAGACGUAGAACAAGCGGGUAUGGUGUGGGUCGAUGGUGAACGUAAGAAAAAAGAAAAAGAAAAAGAAAAACAGAAGAAAAAAGAGAGAAGGGAGAAAACAAAAAGUGCAGCAGACACUUUUCCAUUAGGAUUCGCGUUUUCGCGUGGCGUGUUUCACGAUAGUCGAUGGACGAAGCUAGAGUUUAUAUACGUCUAGACAGACUGACGUCGGAUUUACUUACCUCUCGAGGCCUAAGCGAAAGGGAGAAACGAUUUUGCACGUGAUUCGAUUUUUUCGACGGCACUAUUCGCGCAUAUACUACCGCGGGAAGAAGAAGAGAAACGGGGGAAUACGUAUUUUCAAAUUUUCACGUCCGACUUGCUCCUUCCGGUCCGAUUCCGGGAAAAAGAUAGGAAGUGGGUAGGUAAAAGGAAAAGGGAAGGAAAAAAAAAUACAAUAAAAGAAAAGAAAAUGAGAUAAAAAAAAAAGGAUAAGAAAAGCUUGAGAAACAUAAGGGAUUUUCAAUUGUUGCGAUUGGACCCUACCAAUUACUUCUUAGAUGGGCAUAAAUUUUUCCCGUGGGGUGGCAUCGGUUUUGUACACGUCGAUGUAAACGGAACAAAAAAAAAUAAGAAAAAUAAGAAAAAUAAAAGAAAAAAAGAAAAGAAAAGAAAAGGAAGAAAAAAAGAAAGAAAGAAUACAGAUACAACCAACGGUCAGUCUCACUAGCAGCACAGUCACUCAUCCACAAAGAUUCAUUGUAGAAUAUAGUAUUUUUAGGAAUUUUAUACAGGCAUUAAGAACAACGCUCUAUGUUUCUCAGUCACGAUUUACUGUCGGGUCAUUGUCAUGUUUCUUCUUGUACGUAAAAAUCGCGUACGUUUAACUUGUGUGUGUAUAGGUAUUCGUGUGUGUAUCCGGAAAUUGAACGAAAGAGAGAAAGAGAGAAAGAAAUGAGAGGGACGAUGAAUGCGAGAAGAAAGAGAAAACGGAUGGACGAGUGAGAGCGAGAAAGAUAAAAAAUGAGAUAUAAUAAAAAGUGAGAGAGAAAAAGAGAGAGAGAGAGAGAGAGAGAGAGAGAGAGAGAGAGAGAGAGAGAGAGAGUGAAUGAACGUGGAAAAAAAAGGGAAAGUGAGAGCAAGCGGUAAAGAGAAUCAUUUUUCCAGAAUUCUGUACCUCCUUGCGUAUACACACAUCUCUCUAUUUGUAUAAUUGUGAAUAUUAACAUACGAUAAUAUGUGAUUUAUUACGUGUGAUCUUGCGCGCGAAAAGACGUAGAGUAAAGCUUUGCGCCGCGGGUAUUUUGUACUAAUACGAAAUAAUAUGACGAGAUAUAGGUGUGUACGAAUACUUAUGAGCGGGUGUAUGCGCGUGUAUAUGUGUGUGUAUGUGUAAGAGAGAGAAAGAGAGAAAGAGAGAAAAAGAGAGAGAGAGAGAGAGAGAUAAAAGAAAGAGAAAGAAAGACAUUAGAUAGCCGGGACAAGCAGGGAGAGCUUUGUAAUCGUUGUUUCAUUAACGCUGAGAAAUAAUUAUUAUAAUAAGGAGAGAGGAUAAAACGCUUACGCAUCCGUCGCUCCUUUCUCUCGCCAUUAUUUCGUCUACUUAUUCGUCGUCGUCAUCAUUAUCAUCAUCAUUAUCAUCGUCAUUAUCAUUAUCAUUAUCAUUAUUGUUAUCAUCGUCGUUCCUUCGUCUUCUUCUUCUUCUAAUUCUAAUUCUAAUUCUUUUUCCCUUUCCUCUAAAUUUUCUCAAUCGCUAUCGCCAUGACCGUCAUUUCUUUCUCCUCUCGUUUGAUAACCGAGCGAGAUAAGCGCAAUUUCUCUCGUUUUAUCGUCUUUCAAAGUCUAUACGCGCGUUUAUCGAUCACUCUGGUAGAAAAGCGCGGCGUAGAAAAACACAUCGUUGGUGGUGCUCUCUUCUUCUCGCUCGGCAGGGUCGAAAGCUCUCGUCGCCACCCUCCAACCCUCCAUCCCUCGCGAUCGCUACGAGAAAACGUCCGCCUUUAUUAUUCUAUAUCUCCUUUCGCGCUCUAUAAACACGCUUCGCGUCACUCACGAGUCGUUCGUACGAUUAUUAUUAUUGGUUUACUGUGUGGAAAAAGAAUGAAUCUGAGGUGGAUGAAAAAGAAAAGGAAAAAGAAAGAGAGAGAGGGAGAGGGAGAGAGAGAGAGAGAGAGAGAAAGAGCAUCGACAUCGUUUUUACAAGAAUGUGUACUCUCCUCUGACCGCUUCUGGUACUUUUCCUCCAUCCCUCUUUCUUCUUCUUCUUCUUCUUUUUCUUUUUCUUCUUCUCCUUCUUUUUCUUCCUCUCCUCCAUAAUUGAAAAAUAAUUAGUAAAUUCGACGGUAACGUCAUUAAAAAGCACGAGUGAGCGGAUGAUAAUAUAAUUGGUCUACGCGUUAUUCACAAAACUUAACGAUAUAUGUAUAUUGUAUACGAUUUCUAUAUAUAUAUAUAUAUAUAUAUAUAUAUAUAUAUAUAUAUAUAUACAUACAUAUAUAUAUAUUCUAUAUACAUAUAUAUAUAUAUAUAUAUAUAUAUAUAUACAUAUAUAUAUAUAUAGGAAAUGAAAUAAAUCUUACUCGCACGUACGAUCCUACUUAAAGGAAAUAAGAAACGAGCGUAGAGAAACCAGAAAAAGAAAAAGAGAAAGAGAGAGAGAGAGAGAGAGAGAGAGAGAGAGAGAGAUAUGAGAAAAGUGUAUCCUUCCAAGCUGGGACUAAAUCGAUUUUAUUCGUGACUUUAUAAAGUCACGUACGUUGCUGAUUUAAUUUAAAAAUAAAAAGAAAAAAAAGAGAAAAACGAAAAGGAACAAAAAAAAAGAAAGGAAAAAGAAAUAGACGAAAUAGAAGAAAAGGAUAAGAAAGAGAAAUAUUGGGAAAGCUUUGACAAAAAAAAAAGAAAUAAAAAAAAAAGAAUCUUAACUUUCGACGUUUUGUACAAGGCGUAGUAGAAAAAGCUCGUAUAACGAGCUAAGUAGGUGAUCACAUGUGAUAUUUGUAUCGGCUAUCGUAAUAUAUAUGUAUAAAUAUUAUAUAUGUAAAUGUAUAGUAGAGAGUAAUUCCGUUUAGGAUUUACGAUAACGUUAGUUAGGCGACGAAAUGGAUGGAGAUUAGAAUCGAGCACGUGAACUCGGUAAAAUCCGUAAGAAGAUAGAAGAGGGGGUUGAAAAAAGAGAGAAAAACAAAGGGGAAUGUGGAAGCAUGUGAAAAAGAUAGAUAAAUAGAUAGAUAGAGAUAGAUAGAGAGAGAGAGAGAGAGAGAGAGAGAGAGAGAGAGAGAGAGAGAGAAAAUGAACGAAAGAGAAAAAACGUACGAACGUCUCGUGGAUUUUAUUACGAGGGAACUUACCUUUAAUGCGAUAUCUUCCUUCUAAUCGCCUAAUCGCGCUGACUACGCAGGCCUAUAAAAGCCGGUUCUAAUGAACGAACGCACAUGAUUGUCGUAAGAACGAUAUAAAGAUUGAUGAAAGUUUUUUGAAUGGGAAUGAAUGAUAAAGAACGAAAGGGUAUAUUAUUAUAGCGAAUGAAUGAUGAAACACGCGAGGGACAUCGUUUCGAAGGACAUGGAAGGCCUCGAACAUUCGUAUAGGAAAAAAAGGAAAAAAAAAGAAGAAAAAAGAAAAAGAAAGAAAGAAAGAAAGAAGAUAGAAAAAGAGAAAAAAAGAAACUUUUUCCCCCCUUUACCCCCUAUUUGAUCAUUGCUGAAACGACACCCCUUAGUUACGAUCGCUUUCUUUCUUGUUCACUGUCUUUUCACCCUCGAUCUUUUUUUUUUCUGAACUUGCAAACCCUCUCAUCAGCCAUCGUAACUUUCGAUGAACCGAUAUAAGUUUGUUGUGUCGAGUUCGUGGAUCGAAUAGAUGUUACGUCAAAUAGAUGCGUAUAUAAAAUGUAUAUAUACAUAUGUAUGCGUUAUUUAUAUAUGACGUUUAUCGGCUUAAACUAAAGCUGCAUAUCGAAAAUAAAUCUAAAGGACGGAUAUAAUAUGGUAUUAGAAGAUAACGUGGCAAUAACAAAAUUGAAUUUUGAUUUAUCGGAAAUGAAAUUUUAUUUUUCGUCAUCGGUCUUCUUCAUACUUCUCUUUCCUUAACACAUUUUCAUUGAAAAUGAAGGAUUAUCCUCGUCGUGGUCUUCUGAUUGCUUGCUAAAAAAUAAAAUAGUAUGGAUAAGGAUUGUAUGUUAGAAAGAAAGAAAGAAAGAGAGAGGGAGAGAGAGAAAGAAAGAGAGAGCUACAUGUGUAAACGAUAAAGAUGUACAAACAGUGGGAAUGAGAUGAAAGGAAUAAGUGCGACUGAAAUUAAGAGAGAGAAAGAGAGAGAGAGAGAGAGAGAGAGAGAGAGGGAGGGAGAGAGAGAGAGAAAGAGAGAGAUGACUUCGCAAGUAGUAAAAAAGCGUACCUUGUGUGAAUUCGUCUUGAUGCGCGAAUGUGUUUCGUGAAAUAUGUUUGUCGAGAAUCAAACUUGUAUCGUUUAAAGACAAAGCGAAGAAGAGAGAAAGAAAAUAUUUCGAAUGCUCUGUGCGUGUGUGUAUGCAUAUGUGUACGUAUGUAUGUGUGCGUGUGCGUGUGUGAAAGAGAGCGAGAGAGCGAGAGCCAGCGCGAAUGGAUAAUUUUUUUAGCGUUAACUCCCAAAUUUUUACAUAAAUUAUUUACUAUAAAGAGUCUUAAUUAUUAUCUUUAUAUUAUUAUCGCUAAUAUUAAUAUAAUUACAAAACAAAACAAAACGAAAAAAAAAACUAUCACUCUUCAUUGUUCUCUUUUUUUAAUUGUACAAAUCGCGAGAGGAUGCCGAGUAAGCUUAAGUGUUUAGCUCGUAUAAGUAUAAGUUUUAAUGUUAUGAAUUACUAUUAAUUGUUCGAUUAAUUAUCGAUUAAGCGUAGCACGAAGAAGAAUUAUUCGACGAAUAACGAACGUUCUUCCGCGUACCUUGCGAUUAUUGAAUCUUUAAUUCGAUGUGUGCACGAAUCGCUGACGAUCGACGAAAGGUACGACGAAAGACCGAGGGACACCCGAUCGAUAUCGAUCGCGAAGAAAGAGAAGAAGAAAUAGGGAAAUGCAAAAUUGUUAUUUUCUUUUUUCUCUCUCGGCUAUUUAUCAUCCGAUCAUUUUCUGACAAAAUUUCAUCUAAAAAGCCGUUCGUGGAAAUAAUAAAGAAAAUAUUUAAGAAAGAGAAAAAAUCAAAAUUAAUUUUAAAGGAAAUAAUAAUGGUAAUGAUAAUGAUAAUGAUAAUAAUAAUAAUAAUAAUAAUAAUAAUAAUAAUAAUAUAUUAAUAAUAAUAACGAUAACGAUAAUGGUAAUAAUAAAGAAAGAAGCAAAUAAAUAAAUGAAUACAUGAUUAAAAACAAUACAAGAAUAUAGAAGGAAAAAAGAAAGAAAAUGGAGGACUAAGUGUUGGAGCGUCCCUUCCUCUUUCGUCCGCAUCGUUUCGUCGACUUAAUUGUUGUCUGCCUAGAGUUUUUGCGUUAUCGAAAAAGGCGCACGCUUCUUAUUCGGCUUACGGAGUGACCGGGCCGGCCGCGCUUUGUAAAUAAUUCACUAAUAAAAAAAUUUCUCAUCGUGCUUGAGUGAGCUUUGCUUUCAACUUGAGUCCUCCUUGAACUAUAUCGCUUCCGUCUCAUUGCCAGUAUCGUCGAACGAGUAUACCGUACCGAAGUUACGGCGAACUUCGAAAGCUUCCGAUGAUCGAUUAACGUUAAGAUCGCUUGAGAGGAAAUAUAAAAAGAAAAGGAAAGAUUGAGAGAGAAAGAGGGAGAGAGAGGUAGAUUAUUAAAAAAAUAAAACGAAAGAAAAUGAACCGAGUAAAAAAAACAGUAGAACGCGAAAUAGAUUUUCUUCUCGCGUAUCUUUAAAUAGACUUUUCCGAUUUUUAUAAAAAAAAAAGAAAGAAAAGAAAAGAAAAAAAAAGAGAAAAAGCUUUCAUAAACAUUACGAAGAAUU